AUGUGUGAAGAGUAUUAAUAUGCUUAAAUAAAUACACAAAACUAAUAGUAAUGUGUGGCUUUAUGCGAUAACUUAUAAAUUGGACUAGAGGGUACUAUAAACAAAUGCCAAAACUCUUACUAUUGCUCUAGUCAAUUCCUUUAGCAAACUAAUCUAUCAAGAGGAGAGAACAUUUAGAAUGUUAUUUAAGCUACGAACGGUUAAUUGCUAGUCAUUUAUACCACUUUUGCUAACUUGAUAAACUCAACAAAUGCCUCAUUCAUUAGAAGUUACUUAUUUGAUUCAAAUAUUAUCUUAGUUCAAGCUGUAAAUAAUCAGGUCUACUUAUUUAGUUCUAACAAUACUGUUUUCGCUUGGGAUUUAGAUUUAAAUGAGCAAUCUUUUAUCACUAAUAUUUAAUUAGGAUAAAUUGAUAUGAGAAGUAAAAUGAUCCAAGUUGAAAACAAUGUUAACAGGACUAUGAUGGCAGUUUUUUUUGUGCAGAAAAGCCAAAUUGUUUUAACUGAUCUUACUUACUAGAGCAGAUAACAGCUUUUAAUCUCUUACAUUCAAUCAGCUUUUAUCCUUGAUAACUACAUUUUAUUGAUAAAUGAGCUAAAUCAAAUAUUAAUAGUCAGUAUUAUAGAAGAUAUCAAUUAUCAGAUAAUUUAAAAUUAUAUAAAUCAAAGCUAUUUAUCUUGCUCAAAUGCAGGAAAGUCUCCCAAAAAAAUGGUAAAAGCUAGUCAAAACAACUCAUUCUACUUGAUAUUCAACGACAAUAACGGAAUUAAUGUCAUUUAACAGUCUAAUUCUACUUGUAUAGUAGUUUAGCCUUUUUUAGCUGUAUAGCAACUCAAUUUGCUAUAAAUUUAAACAACUUCUACAAAAAAUUUAAAUCUAAUUAUGGGUUUAUAUCAAAAUAAUCUUUUUGAAAUUUACGAAAGCGAAAAUCAAAAAGUGGUUCAUAGCAUUCAAUUAAAUGAUAUUUGUAUUGAUUUCUAUUUAAUUUAAACGAAUCAAACCUCUUCAUUAACUUUUGUUUUAAAAAACAAUGUGAUUGACAUAUAUUUAGUUGCAUUCAAUAUAUAAUCAGAUUCUAUCAGUUUUAACUAUAUUAAAUCAUUCCCCGUUUAAAUUAAUAAUCCUCUCUAAUUAUUAGGGAUCUCAACUCCUUAGAAAACAUUAUAAAAUAGGCCUCUUCUUUGUAUUGUUUCUUAAGAUAUACAAGUGAUUGACAUAACUGAAAGCUAGGUCAUUGGACUCGCCAUUAAUUUCUAAGAAAAGAUAAACUAUAAUAAGAAUACAAUAUCGAGUAUCGCAUACAAUGACCAAUCAAACAUGAUUCUGAGCUGUUCUAUUGACGGAAGAGUAAUUGCAUGGCAAGCAAGCAACCCUUUAAGACCUUCUUUUUUAUAUAAACUAGAAUAUACUCCACAACCAUGCAUAAGUGUAUUAACAAAUUUAUAAAUUGGAGCUGUUUUAUUCUAGAAUACUAUUGCUAUUUUUAAUAUUUUUAAUCCAUUACUUAAGAGAGAAAUUGACAUAAAAACUUAAAAUUAUACAUCAAUAAUUUAUUCAUCAAAUUUUAUAUACUGCAUCUAUGAUUAAUAGAUAUCUAUCCUUUAAGAUCAAACUGAAAUACUAGCUUCUAUUUCAGGAAUAGAUAGCAUUAAAUAAACAUAUGUGAGUAACCAAGAUUAAAUAUAUCUAAUAUUCAAAAAUAAUUCAAUAAUUAUCUACGAAUUUAUUAGUUCUUCAAAAAAAAUAAUCAUAAAACAAAAUAUAUAGCCAUACUAAUAAUUAAAUCAAAUAGUUUUCUCCUCUUUUUUUAAUCUAUCUACAUAAGGAAUAUAUUUGAUGAUUUAAGAUUCGUUAAAGAGCCUAAUUAUCCUCAACGAACAACUAAACUUAGCUUUCAACAACUUAAAUUUAAUAGGUAAUAUUGUAGGAGUUUAUAUGUAUGAUUAAACUACGUUUUUCUUACUUUUAAACUAGAAAAUUAACUCAACUUAUCCAUUUACUAUACAAUACUUGGAUUUAUCUAGCAAUGCUUAAAUUUAAACAAUUGAUAAUUUUGCAAAUGUUUAAAAAGUAUCUUUCGUCAGAAAAACUAUUUAAAAUAAUUUUUAGCUAUUUAGAAUUUCAACUAUUUAGCUAAUAAAUUAAAUUUCUACUUCAAUGGAAUUAAUAUGGAAUGUAACAAGCGGAACAUAUACGUAAGAGAGACUAAUUUAUACUUAAAAUUAAAUGCUUAACUAAGAACUUUUAAACUAACAGUCAACGAUCAGUUUUUUAGGAUCUCAAACAGGUUUUGUAGGAACAGCUUGUUCAAGCAAAAAUAAUCCAAUUUAAGGCAUAUUCAACUUAACUUAAUAUACAUAAAGUAGUGUUGAUGCUAUUCAACAAAUUAAAAACAGCUUUAGACUUGGUAUUUUUUAUGUGAUUGCUUAAACAGACAUUUACAGAUUAAAUGCAUUUACAUAUUAAUUUAUUGAUAUUAUUUCAUUUAAUAAGCAAUCUUAAAUCCCAGUAAAGAAUGAGAUAAUUUAAUAAAUUGGAAUAUCUGAUAACUUAGGUAUAUCAAUUGCUUAUAAUAGUUAAUAAAUAAUAGUGAGAGAUGAAAUAAAUAAUCAAAUAUACUAAAUGCAACUAUUAAAUCCAAACUCUUAAUUAAAAUCUAUUCAAAACUAUUACAUAGAUGAGUCAACAUCUAAAAUAUAUUUGUAUGGAAACAUAAUUAUACAAACAGAUCUAAAUCUACAAUAAAUUGUUGUGCAAUCUCCUUAAUCUCAUUCUAAUUUUUAGUAGUGUAGCUUUUAAGAAAAUAUUGUAAUUUGCCAGUUUAACUAAAACCAAAUAGCUAUCUACAAUAAAGUUAGUCCCUUUACAAUAGUCAAUGUUAUUUCACCAUCAUUAAAUAAUUUUAGUUUAUCAGUGGAUACUAAUUAUUCUAACAUUUAUGUUUAUUCUUCGAAUAUUGAGAUAUACAAUUUCUAAGGAGCCUAUGUUAAUAGUAUAAAAUCAAUUGGAUCUUCUAUUUUUUAGUUCGACUUAUGUGGAAAUUACAUAUUAGCAUACACAAAUUUAGCUGGCUAUGUUAUUUAGAGGGAUAAUUUUAUAAUAAAUAAUACAUUUGUACCUUCAGGAGCUAUUUUAACUAAAGGUUUUUACUUUGAAGAUAUAUAACUAAUUGCUUAUCUGACAAAUGAAAUAAGGUACGGUUAAGUCAAAUUUUAUGAUCUUAAAACUCAAUAGUCCCUAGGCAGCGUUUUAAAUUAGUAUAACAAUAAUGGGGUAGGUAUUCCUAUUAGUGUAUCGUUUGAUGCAGAAACAGGUGCUAUACAUUAUGUUGACAAUUAUGGUAACAGCUAAAUAGCGUUAUAUGGACCUUAAAUAGUAACUACAAAUAUGAUAGGUAUACCACAACUAUAACAACAAAGUAUCUCUGUACCUAUUGGAUACAUUACAGAUUUUAAUUAUAAUCAAGAGUUUAUCUUUAACUAAAAUAUCAUUUGGACAUUUAGCUAUAACAUCUUGACUAAAAGCUAUCAACAGCUAAAUUAAAAAACUAAACAAUUUUAUUUAAUUAACCCAAUUGACAAUAUAAAUAACUCAAUUUCUUUGUUGGUUUGUGACAAUAAUAACAAUAUUUUCUUUUACUAAGACUAUGUUCUGACAUUCUAAUAGAAUCUAAACAAUCAAGUUUUAGACAUGAGAAGAUUCAUUCAAAAGAGUGUAACAAUUACUUUUGUAGUUUAUCCUAACAGCAUACAAGUAUUUUUAGGCUAAAUUUAGAGCUUAUCUGUAGUCGAAAAUUCCAAUAACUUUUAUCUAAUUCCUAAUUUUUAAUUUAAGCAAAUUGUUUUAAUCUAAGAAAAUAUUGUUUUAAUCUAAACAAUCUCAAAUUAAAUUUUAGACUAUGAUUUUACUUCUAAUUAAAUUUUAUACAAAAUACAACUCUCUUAAAAUGAUUUUAUAGUUUCUUCUUCUGUGAUUGAAGAUUCAAGCACAUUUGUUUUCCUAACUUUAAAUUCAGGUGGAGCAAUUAGAUAUGAUUUAGACAAUAAAAUUCAUAGUGUUCUCACAUUUAUUGACUAAAAUAAUUAGUAAAAUAUUGGCAUUUCAACAUUUUAUUCAGCUUAAAACGAAGUAGCUUUUACAAUGCAAGAUGGUAGUAUUAUUUAAAUGGAGAUUGAUAGUCUAUAAAUCAAGUAGCAAUAAAUACUAAAUUAUAACGCAUAAUAAAUAAAGAGCCAGAUCUAAGAUAUUAAAUGCAUUCAAAAUACAAUUUUAUUGAUUUAGAAUGGAAGAUAUUUUAUAAGCAUAUCUGAAGAAAAGAAAAUGGGUGUUUUUAAUCAAAAUGGGAAUAAUUUUGUAAAGUUUUUAUCUUUUCCUGAUGAAUAUAACAAAUAGUCAUUGUUUACUUCAAGAUACCUAAUUUUAUAUUGCUCUUUUUAGUUAAAUAUUUACUUAUCUAGCACAUUAUAGUUCAUAAGUUCAUUUAGAAAAUCAAAUUUGGUACAUCAAAUAACUUAAAUUUUAGAAUUAUAGCCUAAUGUUCUUCUCGUUAUCUAUACCAUAGGAAUUGAAACAAUCAUAAUAAACGAGCAGCUAUUUUCUUCUAAAUCAAUCAAUUUUGUGUAAUUAUAGAUGCCUUAAAUUAUUAAAACAAACCUUAACAAAUCUUUAAAUAUGAUUUAAAUUGUUGCUUUAACAUCUUCAGGAGUAUUUGAUGAGAGAAUUAGCAUCGAUUACUUGGAUGGAAUUUUAAAAAGCUAAACAAGUGCAGGACCUUUAUAGGGUAAUGAAUAUGUUUAGAAUUGCUACUAGGAGAUAGAAUAUAAGAGUAGUUACUAUGCUAAUAAUAUAUUUGAUAAUAUAUAAAGAUUUAACUACAAUCACCCUGUUUCGUAUCAAAUAUCGCUCAACGUUGUGAAUACACUUUUAUCAACAUCGUUCUUAAAUUAGCGAAAUGUAUUUUUCUCAUUGUAACCAAGCAAAGAAGGAAGUAAUAAUUACAACUUAACUUCUCAAUCGUUUAUGAAUAUUGGAUAAAACCUACAAAUAAAGGAUUUUAACUUGUUUUUCUUAGAGUAGCAAUAAUAAAUUUUAUUCAAUAAACAAACCUAAAAUGUAACAUUCCAAUCUUUAAAAAUAUAAAAUUAACAAAUUUUAUAUAAUACUUCCAUUUGCUUUAAUAAUUUGAAUAUUGUAUAAAUUGUCAAUCUUAACAUCGCAAAUGUCAACUUAAGUGAUGUCUCAACUGCUUCUACAAACAGAAGAAAUUUAGAAGGAAAUAGUAAUAAUUAAUAGGAUACAGCUUUGUUUAUUUUUGAGAAUUGUGAAUAUGUUUUAAUUGAUACUUUAACUGUAUCAAAUUUGAUUUUGGAAAGCAAUAUUUUCAAACUAAUAAUUGCAAAAAAUAUAUAGAAGAUGAUCAUAAAAAAUAUAAAUAUUUAAAAUAGUAAGUUCAACUCUGAUGCUAUGAUUUUUGAUCAAAUAAAUAAUCUUUCUAUCAGCAACUUGUAAGUCUUUAGCACAUCUCAAUACACUCAAUAAUAGAGUUAUAUUUAUAUUUUAAUUAUUUAAGGUAUUUAAGAAAUAAUAAUUAGUUAAUAUAAUUUUUAAAAUAACACUCAAGUUUCAGCAUUAUACUCAAUAAACUAGUUUAUUCAAUAAAAUUAUAUGUAAUAAUUGAUAAAUGAUAACUUUUACAUGGAAAAUAGUGUGUUUAACAAUAAUAAAUAUUCUAGCUUAUAAAAUCAAGACACUCAAAUUAAUUUACUAUUUUUGCAAAAUUCAAAUAUCGCAUUUUAAGGAAUAGAAUUUCUAAACAACCAAGGAACAAUUUAGAUUAAAAAUUCCGGAAAUGUAACUAUAGAAACUAGCUUUUUCGAAAACAAUGUAGGUGUAACAGGUUCUUCUCUUUUCAUUGAUACAGUUUUAUCUGCUGUUAUUUAGUAUUCUUCUUUUAAAAAUAAUUUUGCUUCAUCUUUGGGUGGAGCAAUUUACUGUAUAGAAGUAGCAAAUUUUAAUAUCGAUAAAAGGACUCUAUUUAUUAAUAAUACAGCUUUAAUAGGAGGAGCUAUAAAAAUUUCAAUAUAAUAAUCUUCAUCAUUAGAUAGUAUUACAAAUUUGCAAAAUAUAUAAGCCCAAUUUUUAAAUAAUAUUGGAACAAUUUAUGGGAAUAACAUUGGAACUUAUCCUAAGUAUUUUGAAGUUACAUAGAAUUAUAACGAGACUCAGUAUUCUAAUUAUCAAGAAUUAUACAUAGGUGAAUUAACAUAAAAUAGCACUUAAAUGAACUAAAAUAUACUCAAAAUCAAUUAAAUACAAAGUGGUGCAAAUUUGUAUUUAAAUAUUAUUUUAUUUGAUUAAUAACAUCAAAUAUUGAAAUUUAAUUAAACAAAAUUAAUAAAUGGUGAAUAUCCUCAACAAAUAAUGGACGAAGUGCAGAAUUAUCAAUUUUCUAUUGAGGAUGAAACAACUCAAAAUAAUUAACUUGAAAUAAAAGGCUAGUAGUAUAUCUCAUACAAAGAGUACGAGGUAAAAUCAGGUGGUUUUACUUUUGACAAUCUAAUUCUAGCUAGUAGUCCAAAUAAUGUCAUAACAACUCCUAUUUUAACUAUUUCAUUCAGUAGCUGGAGUUAUCAAACUAAUAUCUAAUUGGAACUCUCUUUUAGAAGUUGUAAGCAAGGAGAAGUUAUUUAGUAAAUAUCUGCUUUUAUUUUUUAUUGCAAGGAGUGUUAACCUGGAACUUAUUCGUUAUAGGAUCCAUCUAAUUUUAGUUUAGCUUAAUAUCAAACAACUAAAAAUGAUAUUUAAAUUGCUUGCAAAAAAUGUCCGAUCGGAGCUCUUUCAUGCCAUAGCAAUAAAAUAAUUUUGGGCUUAGGGUAUUGGAGAAAAAACAGCUAGAGCGAUGUAAUUGUCGAGUGUAUUAGCUUGUCAGAUAGAUGCGAUCCUUAGAAUCCAAAAAGCAUAUAAGGCUGUAAAGAAGGAUACAUUGGACCUAUUUGCUAAACAUGUGAUACAUAUGGGAAUAUCUGGAGAGAUAAAGUAUAUGUUAUGACUAUUAAUCCAACUGUAUGUCAGCUAUGCAGCUAAUAGGGAUAUUAAAUUGCUUAUAUUGUUUUGAUCCUAGCAUUCAUCUUAAUAUACAUCAAUAUAUCAGUAGUGAUGUUUAUGAAUAGUUACGUCUAUAACUCUAUCACAACAUAUCUUAGAUAUAUGUCUAUUUUACCUUUCUCUAACAGCUGUAUUUAAGACUAAAGCACAUUUAUCAUCAAGUAGCUCAUUAAUUAUCUUCAGCUCUCAUCGAUUCUAUACUAAAUUGAUUUCAACAUUUUGCCAACUUUUAUAUCUCUUGCUCCUGGAUUUGCUGGAUAACCAGUGGGGAAAAUAAUUAUUAGCAGUGGAUGCAUCUACAAGAAUCUAUCUGAAACUCUUAGAAUCCACUAAGAAAUAAAAAUGAGAAGUUUACUUUACUUUGGGAUUCCUCUCAUGUUUUUUAUUGUUUUAUUCAUAGAAUUUUAUCUACUUAAAAUUUUUAGAAUUUUAAAAGUGUUGAAGUAUUAUCAAUUUGUCAUGAUUAAUAUAGUAUUCUUCUUUUUUUAACCUGACGCAAUCCAAUUCUUUACAAGUACAUUUUCUUGUAAAUAAAUUGGAGAAGAAAGUUACUUACUUCAGAGCUUGGUUAUUAUGUGCAAUGACUCUGAAUUUACUCUUUUUAGAUCAUAUUUAAUCCUUCCAGCUUUGAUGAUUUGGGUUUUUUUCCCUCUGCUUGUUCUUUUGUUAUUCAUUUAUAAACUAAAAAGAAACCAGAAACUCUUCUUUUGCACUAUGAAAUUUAGAUUUGGAUACUAUUUUCUCGAAUAUAAGGAAAAAUAUUUCUAUUGGGAAUUCAUUAGGAUAUACUAUAAAAUAGCAAUAGUAUUAACUUCAGCCCUAUUAGUACAAUCUCAGAUAAUCCAGCAAUGUCUUUCUAUCAUAAUCAUUACCCUUUAUAUAUCUUCUAUUCAUGCCUAUACUCCAUUCUAGAGCCUUUAGCAAAAGAAUCAUGAAACAGCAUCUUAAUUUAUAUUAAUGCUUAAUUUAUUUUUUAACAUAUUGCAAGCAUAAUAUUAGCAUUGGAUAUUUACUUUUAUUAUGUCAUUCAUACACUACGGCUUUAUAUUAUAUUUUAUUUAUUUAAUUUUUAAAAUCAAAAUAAUGAAAUACAAGAAAAAAAUAAUCAAAAUCAUUUCAUUCUUUUACAAAAUGAAAGAAUCUAAAACAUAAAUUAGCAAACUUGUAAUCUUAAGUUAUUGGAAAAUGAUCAAAUUUCAUCUGGCAGAUUUUAGAGGAAAAAAUGUUAUUGAAUAAAUUUCAUCAACUAAUCGCAAAUUAUUUGAUCAUGAAUCUACAAACAGAAACGAUUUAUCUCCGUAAAAUAGUUCUCAUAGCUCAUCACCAAAAAGCUUAAUAAGUGAAAGAUACUAAAAUGAUGACAUUUUUCUACAAUUUGAAGACAGUAUAAUUUAGGAAGACACUAAAGCUGUAUAAUAAAGGUUUUAAAUUACAUUGUAUAGUGAAUAAAAUUAACCUUAAAGUUAACAUGCAAAGAUGUUUGAGAUAAAUAAUUUAGCUAACACUGAGCAGCUAAAAACACUACAAACUCAAGAAAAUAACAAGAAUACUGAUUUUCCAUUAAUAAAUUCAUAAGAUUUGGAAGAAUAGGUAUUACCAAAUACUUUAUAUAAAAGCUAAGAUGUCCAUAUCUAAAAUAAAAAUACAAUCAAUUGA
Tetrahymena thermophila SB210 is the source of this 8760-nucleotide messenger RNA. Its product is annotated as transmembrane protein, putative. Gene Ontology annotation, molecular function: protein binding. The record is from RefSeq and is a predicted model, not a curated record. Lineage: Eukaryota; Ciliophora; Oligohymenophorea; Hymenostomatida; Tetrahymenidae. The transcript has 7 exons.